Molecule: messenger RNA, 690 nt
Organism: Phytophthora sojae
Lineage: Eukaryota; Oomycota; Peronosporomycetes; Peronosporales; Peronosporaceae
Exons: 4
Coding region: 1-690 (229 amino acids)
Source: RefSeq, a predicted model, not a curated record
AUGUCGUGGGCACACGCGAGGGAGAAGCUCGACUCGCUGCAGGAAGAGCGGACCGAUGCCGAAUCGCUGGAGCAUCGCAUUGCGCUCCCCACGACCGACCUGAACGCGGCGCACACGCUGCCAGACGUACAUAGCUUCUGGCUGGGCAAGACUGGCUCCAGCAACGACGCGUUCGCGCUCAAGACGCGCACAGAUCAACCCGUGAACGGCAGCUACUUCUUUCUCACGGCUACCGACGUUCUAGAAGCGGAGCGACGUUCGAGGUUCCGAGGGAGGCAGCAUCGUGCAGGUGCGCCUGCCGGAGGGGAUGAGCGCCACGACCUGCUGCCGAUCAUCCAAAAGCACGUCAUGUUCGUCCUUGGGUCCUCGCUCAGCGGCAACAUGACGAGCUUGCUGCGUCUGAGCUUCUCGUGGUACGACUUCCUAAACAUGCAGCCCGGUGCUCUUCGUCUGUCGGACGCCAUUCGCGGGUACCAAGAGGUGUUCGCUGCCCAGUACAAGCCCGCCGCCGCCACGUCCGCGGCCAGCGACCGCAACAACCUGGACGUCGUCAUGGACGUGACGCUGCACGCAGAGAAGGCGAUCUUGUACCUGCGCGAGCAGAAGGACGCCGGUAAGAUCAGCAAGCUGUCGGCUCUGAUGUCGUCACCACUGGUGCUCACGACGCUGGCCUGUGGCCCUCCCGUCUAA